AUUCCAUAAUAUAAAAUAAAACCCCGCCAGAAUUCACAACAACCAGUCCGUGGUCUCUUUUCGAAAUCAGUAGACUGAUCGGUGAGUUAGUUGCAGUAACUCAGCCAGUAUCAUCAACUCUCAUGGAAUCUUCUUCUCUUCAACUUCUCCAAGAAUGGCACAACCAGGUCAAAUUUCAGUUUCUUCUAGGGAUUAUUCCGCUGCUGCAUCUUCUUCUUCUUCGAAUCACGCUUCUUUUCCAGUCCACGAAGAAGAUAAUCAACGGUUUCGUCAAGUUGAAUUUAGACAGCCAGAGAUAGAGUAUCUGCAACACCAAUACACUGACCUUUCCUACCGUGGAAAUUAUUUUGCGUUUGAUGAUUUAUCUGCUAUCAGAGAUUGCACGUGGUUUUGUGUCGUCGUGGUUCUCACAUUCUGCUUCUUUGUGUCCAUGACUUUGAUUUUGGGGGUUUAUGGUUCAAUGAGGCUAACCCUAGGACCGAAAUGCUCGAUUCUUUUACCACCUAAUCCCUUAUUAGUGCAGUCUAUAAAGGUGGAACAGUUGUAUGAUACUAAUCCGGGGCUGAUGCUAUAUGGGUUUUUUAAACCUCCUCCGCUUGAUGUUGUACGGACCUGGUCUAGAACUCUUGAUGUCUCUGUUCCUGCCGAUUCUCACAAGGACUUCGUAUAUUUUCUGAAUAAGGGAUCUCAAAUAAAUAUCACAUACAGGGUGAACUCCCCGAGCUCCUCAGUUUUCCUUGUAAUUGCACAAGGGAAUGAAGGCCUUUCUCAAUGGCUUGAGGAUCCAACUUAUCCAAACACCACUUUAUCAUGGAAUGUCAUUCAAGGAAGUGGUUUUGUCCAACAGAGUAUAUUGACCUCUGCAAGCUACCAUAUUGCAGUGGGUAACUUGAACUCAGAGAAAGUAGAGGUUCAGUUAGCCAUCAGAGUAAGAUCUUUGCAAUACAAUACAACCAAAGCUUACUACAAAUGUACAUUUACAGAUGGGAAGUGUAGUUUGAACAUUAUGUUUCCCAAUGGAAAUGUUGCUGUCUUAAACUCUUUUGGUCCAGAACAGGGUUCAGAAAGUGACGAGUGGAAUGUCAAAGUCUCCUAUGUACCAAGAUGGGCCACAUAUAUUGUCGGCAUAGGUGGAAUAACAGUUCUCAUACUAGCGGCAUUCAACUUCUUGAACAUGUUUCAAUGCAUUCGUGAAGAUGGAACCAGAAUUCUGUUUGGAGAGGUAGAAGCUGAGAGAGCCCCCUUGCUUUCAUGUAAAGAUGAGGACCUUUCAAGCUGGGGCUCAUCUUAUGAUUCUGUCUCAAACGAUGAGGAGGAUCUUGAAGAUUUUCUUGCAGCUGGUUCCCUUGAAGGGAAAUCAAGAGAUGGUGAAAAUGACAAUAAUACCCGUCGUCUUUGUGCAAUUUGCUUUGAUGCUCCGAGGGAAUGUUUCUUCAUCCCAUGUGGGCACUGUGUUGCUUGUUUUGCAUGUGGAACAAGGAUAGCAGAAGCUGAUGGUACUUGCCCUACAUGUCGCAGGAAUUUGAAGAAGGUGAGGAAGAUUUUUACAGUUUAAGCAACAUGAAGCUAUAUUCUUAACACCGUGUAGAUCCGGUAAUAACUUGCAACAUGGAUUAGUUGCAUCUACACCAUUGCUUGCUUUCAUGCCCAUGAGUACUAUUUGAUGGUAUCGCAUUUGAUUUAAAUCAAGGAUGGAGAUGCGAUUGCAUGAGCUUAUUCUUUAAAGUGGAAGACCAUCAUGCCCUUUGUUUUUUGUUUUGACCCGUCCGCCAUGUAACAUUCAUUAUCUCUUUGUAUAGCCGUAGAAUACAUGUUACCUAGGACCCAUGAUCCAAAGGUUUAAUGCAAUAUGUUAUCUUCUGUUUUUCCA
Messenger RNA from Populus nigra (black poplar), 1870 nucleotides. RefSeq names its product E3 ubiquitin-protein ligase APD2-like. Lineage: Eukaryota; Viridiplantae; Streptophyta; Magnoliopsida; Malpighiales; Salicaceae. The transcript is spliced from 11 exons. The record is from RefSeq and is a predicted model, not a curated record. The coding region runs from base 155 to 1555 and encodes 466 amino acids.